Molecule: messenger RNA, 756 nt
Organism: Erythranthe guttata (spotted monkey flower)
Lineage: Eukaryota; Viridiplantae; Streptophyta; Magnoliopsida; Lamiales; Phrymaceae
Source: RefSeq, a predicted model, not a curated record
AUUUAUUCCACCGUUCUUUUCCAAUUCAAUUUUGCCUAUAUAAAGAGAUGCUUUCUUGAUAGCUAGAGAAAAUACAUCCAAGUUUUAUUUAUUUUCUCUCUCAAAUUAAAUCCCCUUGAAAAAAAUCAGAUUAUUUCUUGAUAAAUUAAUAUGGCCUCUGUGGUAGAAGAAAAUUGGGAUUACGUGGACGGCCAAGAUGAAUCGGAAGAUUUGGAGCUAUCGCAGAUCAACCACAAUCUUCUAAUGUCGUUACUCGACGAAACACCGAUUGAAGAUUGCGAUGAUGAAAGAUUAAGAAAAGUAAUUCGGUCGUUGGAGGCAGAGAUUGAUGAUUCGGAUGAUAAUUGCUAUUCAUUUGAUCAUCAUAAUACUAUGUGGGAGAGUGAGGUGGUGGAUUGCCAAUCAUCGAACGAUGAAUUGAACGGUCAAGAUCGCUCGGUGCCGCAAGAUGAUCUUGAUCUUCGCUGGAUGGACAUGGAGACUAUGCCUACUUCUCCUCUUUGUUAUGUGAAUACUACUAUUGAAGAUCAAGAUUAUGGUUCACUAUGGCAUGACACAAAUGUCAAUAUGAAUGAUAGUUUUAGGGAUUAUUAUUAUUAUUAUUAUUAUUAAAUGCAUAAUUUGCAAAUAGCAAUCAACUAUGACUAGUAAAAUAAUAAAUUUUCCCAACUUUAGUUUGUUAUGUGGGUGGAAAAUUGAAGUCAUUGUAAUAUCAAAUUGAUUAUUUGCAAAUACAAAUGAUUUCCAUUUUAAUUA